This is a messenger RNA of Paramecium pentaurelia, 535 nucleotides long. The record is from the annotation of a GenBank genome assembly. NCBI's taxonomy places the organism in Eukaryota, Ciliophora, Oligohymenophorea, Peniculida, Parameciidae.
UUAUGGACAAAUCUUUAGAAAAUGAUAAUAAUUGUCAGAAGAGUGAAAUUCUUUUGAGUUUUUCUCGUUAAUAACUCAAAAAUAUGGAUUUUGAUCCAAUGAAUCCUGAAAUGUAUUAAAAUUAAAAACCUUAAAUUACUUUUUAAAAUCAAAUUGUUCCAAACUAAUAAAUCAAAAUGGCAAUAAAACCAUAAAUUAAUUAAGGGCAAUGGCAUUCGUAUUUAUUAAUUAUGAAAAUAGUAAUAAUUAAAUGAAGUAAGACAAUCCCCCUAAAUCCUUUAAUCCUUCAUAAUAUUAGUUAAAUUAAGGAUUAAACAAGAAUGUUUUACAGAAUAACUUUGUUGGUUAAUUGCCUUAAUACUCUGACUCAAAUUAACCAUUUAUACCUUAAUAAAAACAAUUAAAUUUUUAAAAUAAUCAGUUUUAGACUAUUGAAUUCAAUACAUAAAAUUACAUAAAAUAGUUCAAUCAAUUCAAUCAAAAUAAUUAAUACAUUAAAAAUUCUAAUCCUCCAUAUUCCUAUUAAUAACAAUGA